Messenger RNA from Miscanthus lutarioriparius, 255 nucleotides. The record is from the annotation of a GenBank genome assembly. Lineage: Eukaryota; Viridiplantae; Streptophyta; Magnoliopsida; Poales; Poaceae.
AUGGCUACCUCCAGAUUCCACAUGACCUGCGCUCUCCUCCUAAUUGGAGUUGUUGAAGGUGCUGUGCUGCUCGGGCAGGAGCAGACCGGCACCGAGGCCGUCGUGUGCCCUCUCUACUGCCUGCAAGUGGACUACAUGACCUGCCCGUCCUCCGGCUCCGAGAAGCUCCCGGCCAAGUGCAACUGCUGCCUGGCGCGGGCGCCCAAAGGCUGCACGCUCCAUCUCUCCGACGGGACGCAGCAGACUUGCUCUUAG